CACCUGGCACGCUGCCGUGGCUGCUUAUCUGCUCACUCACUGGCCUGUCCGUGGUUGUCGUCGACUGCGACUGCGGUGAAUCCUCGGCAGCCCAUCCAAAUUGGCCAAAAAAUAUUUGAGCCUACUCUGAUUUAUGCUACGGAAGUCAUCCAAUAUUAUAUCAAAAUAUAAUUUUAGUCGCAUUUUCUUCGGAAUCUUCUGUUCUUCCCAUGCGUAAAGAAGAUGCCUGUCAUGCUGUUGGAGACGUCAUCUAGUCUGCUAGUCGACCAACUCGGAGGAGCCUCUCAAUAGCAGCAAGUGUGGAUUCUAAUGUCUCAACAAGGAUAUGCAUCAGUGACCGUUGACAGCCGUGCAUUGAUCGAUAAAAUUCUUGCUCGCUAUUCUGGCGAGUUCACUGUAUUCCGCGAACUGCUUCAGAAUUCAGACGAUGCUGGAUGUGACACCGCCGAAAUCCGCUUCGAGACUGCUAGGUUCUCAAGUUUGGAUCCUAAAGCAGCGAAGAACGCUGGGCCGCCCAAGUUGUCCGACUUCAAGACAACAAAUGUCGCGCAAUGGACAUUCAAAAACCACGGGAAACCGUUCACACCACAAGAUUGGGGCCGACUACCAAAGAUUGCCUUGGGAAAUCCAGACCCACAGAAGGUCGGCGCAUUCGGUGUCGGUUUUUACAGUUUGUUUUCUGUUACAGAAAGUCCAUAUGUAGCAUCCGGGGAUAAGGAGAUGGAGUUCUCGUGGAAUGAAGAAAAUCAGCUCCACUACCGAUUUGGCGACAUCCCCCAAACAGCGACUAGGAAUCUAUGGACAACAUUCAAGAUGCCACUACGAGAGGCUGCCCCAAUGCCACCAGUUUCGGAAUUAAUGCAGUUUCUUGCAUCAUCCAUCACUUUCAUGGUUGAUCUGAAGGAUGUGACUGUGUUUUUUGAUGAUUAUCCUGUGGGACAGAUUAACAAAUCCCUGGGACAGUCUCAAGCUAUUCCUAUUCCUGUGGAGCUAGUGCGGUGGACCCCCGAGAAGAACUUGAUCGUGAAGUCCGUUGAGCGACAUCCCAUCACGAUUAAAGCUAGAAUCAGAUAUGAGCCUAUGCGAAUGCACGAGACAAAAAUGGACCUGACUGUGUUCACAGCGGAAGUGGAUGUCAAUACCAUUGAGAAAUUGUCCAAGGAGCUGAAUCGGUGUACGAAAAAGAAUCCGCCUUCUCGCCUCAAGUAUAGUUUGAUCUAUACCGAUAAAGAUGAAUAUGAUCAGAAUCACAUAAACGAACAGAAACACCUUCGUGAUUUCCCAUCUCCUUUCCGAGGGCUUCGCGCCGAUCUGGAUGGAGCUACGUCCACACGAGUUUUCAUCGGUCAUGCUACCGCACAAACGACAGGCAUUGGAGGUCACAUGGCAUCACACUUCAUCCCCACUGUAGAGCGUGAAUCCAUAGAUUUAGUCGACAGAAAUGUUGCUGUCUGGAAUAGGGAGUUACUCUAUGUUGGAGGUUUCUUAUGUCGGGCGGUGUACGACUUGGAGCUCUCCAAGAUUCAAAGUUCGUGGGAGGAUGCAGCUGCCGAUAAAUUACAUUCACGCGCAUCCAGAGAGUUACAGGAUCAACGCUUUAUCCACAUUCUCAAAUUCUUCACAUUUCGUCCUUCCACACCCUCGUCGAAAGUCGCACAAUUAUUAGCGGACUCAUUCUAUGGAUGUUCUCCCCUCCCUUUGAGGCUUCUCUCAUCUGUUGGCGUACACGCAGCUCCCGACAUAAGAUUGUUCGACUCGGGAGUGGCCAGAUUUCUCAAGUCCUUACCGAUGCUCUCAGAAGACGUCGCACGAGACGGUGCACACUUCAUUACAGCACUUCCACAUCAACACAAAAUCCCCAAGAUAGCGAUGUCAGACGUUUUACAAGGUCUACGUUGCCAUACCCUGGAUGUUGAAGAGCUGGUCGCAUGCCUUCGUUGGUGUAUAACCUGGCGUGGUAAUUUGACAUCAAAUAUGGCUGACCUAUUGGACGCAGCUACUUUCCACCGCCCAGGUGGAGCGAUACGCCUAUCGUCGAUAACCUACUUCGUUGACCCAAAAGUUCUUGGAUUCUACAUCCCAGCCGACGGACCACUUCCUCUGUUUCUCAUCCCUCUUAGCGUCAGCAAGCAUUUCGGUUGCGCGGAGCUUGCUACCUUCGGUUGGAAAGAGUUCACUAUUACCUCAUGGCUACAACACUUAUCACGACCCGAUGUCAUGUCGGCCAAUGAGAAAUACGACUUUACUCGGUCGGUUGACUGGGCUAGCCGUGUUCUCCGUACCCUUUGCCGUGUAUGGUCUCAACUUUCUGAAGAUAUGCGAAAUAAAUCAAGGGAAGUCCUCAGAAACAAGCCAUGCAUCCCUACAUCUAAGGGCUUGUGUUUUCCGGAAGGCUCUUAUCUUCCUAUCGCAGAUAAUUCUCUGUUUUAUCACCUUGACCUGCCGAUAGUCGGCCGUGAUUCAGGAUUUGAGGUUGACGAGGGUAUGAAAAGAUGCCUUUCCUUCAUUGGAGUUAGGAGGAGUCUUCCAAUCCAGUUUCUUUUCCAUCAAAUGCUGUCGACGGGAGAGUGGACUGUGUUCGACUUGGUUGACUAUCUCGCCCAAUUGGGACCCGAGUUGACAUCCGAGGACAUCUCUGCUCUCAAAUUGGCCGAAAUCUUCACGAAAGAAAGUUUCCAGAGCAAUGAAGAGAAUAGUCGUCACUGCGCUGAUGAACUCUACCCGCCUGUGGACAUCUUCCGGAGCCUCCGUCUACCGGUGAUCGAAUGGAACGCGAAAUCGGAAUGGAGUGAUACAUCACCCCAAGCCCGACUGCUGUACCGUCUCGGUUUGAAUCACUUCCCACCUCUCCCAAAGAUUGUGGAACUCUGCUCAUCAAAGGAUAAUGGGGUCCAAGAGACUGCAUUUGUUUACCUGUGCCGUGAACUUCAUUCGCAGUACCGAGAUUAUAGACCAGAGGACUUCUGUGACGUGGAAUUCAUUCCUGCAGAGAGCAAAGAUUUUACUUGCUUGAAGAAGUUGGGAGAAGUAUACACCGGUACCCAGUGGAAGGCAUUAGGCUUUUUUGUGGUACAAGACCGAUACCUGAGCGCUCUGAGCGCGCCCUUGCAUCAACUAGGUGUAAUGCAACAUCCUUCGAGGUCAAAACUUCUGGAGUCACUGGAGAAGAACCCCCCGCCCGAUGAAAAAACUGCUGACGGCUGGUUUGAAAUUCUAUUUGACCAUAUGUCAAAUUUCUUACCUUCUGAUUUCCUCAAACUGUCUGAGUUGCAGAUAGUUCCGACGGGUCCAUCGAGUGCUCCGAGAUUACUUUCCCCAUCCAAAUGUUACCUUGAUAAAGGUACAAAGCCAGUACUUUAUGGGAAACUGUUCGUCUUUGUGAAUUUCGGCACCAAAGCGAACCAUUUCCUAUCCACUUGUGGUUCGAAGAGCAAAGUGUCAAUACAAGACGUUGCGGAGGUACUGACCGAAAACCCCGGGCGAUUCUUCGAGCUCGCAGGAGGUUAUGAAGGGUUCUUAGUCGAGCUGCGAAAGUUGGCCUACCAGAGCCAGGACAUUUCCAACAAUACUCUGCAUAAGAUGAGCCACACACCUACCCUGCUUGGUGUGCGUCGGAAGAAAAAUGAGGACCAAGCCGUAUGGGAGUACGAUCAUCAGUUCCUGACUUAUGAGGGGGUGACUAUUGUCGAUGACAACAUCGACUACCAGCUAUUUGGAGAUUGUCUCUUCGUCGCUCCCCAAGGGGAAGAACUCCAACGCUUCUACGCAUCGCUCGGGUGCAGUUAUCUGAGCACGAUCGUUAGAGAGAGUUGCCAUGAUCUCCAUGAAAUACCAGCUACCAAGACCUGCGCCGAAGUCCAAUCAUUGAUUCUUGAGCGGCUCCCCUUGUUCAUUCAAAAUUAUCCAGAUACAAAGCCUAAAAUUACAAUCCCUUCUAGCCCGGAUCACCUCAAAGUCAAGGCAUGUAAAAGGAUCCGCGUUUCCAAGACUCUUGUGAACAGGAACGUGAAGCGAACAAGAGAUGUAUGGACAAUCGUGAGGCGUGAAGACGACUGUAUAGUGUUAUGGAUUUCCAAAACGCAAAAGCCCGACAUGUAUCAAGUUGCUACAUCUCUCUGUCGACUGUUAUUUGGAACAAAGAAGAUGAACGCUACGGUACUCCUUGAGACGAUCCUUUCGGUGGGCUUGGAAUCUUUGGAGCGCAGAGGUUUUCUUGUUGAUCAAAUUUCUCAACAACGCAGAGAUGAGUACGGAGUGAGGAAUAAGGCGCGGAAAAAGGAUUUUGUAGGUUCCGCUUCGACCACUAAUUCUCCGCAACAAUCUACAUUGAAUACUCAGUCUGAUCCCCGAUUGGGUGAAAGGUCGCCUGGAAGUCCCGAAACCACCCCGCAGUUCCCAUGCCUUCCCAACACUGCUAACAGCACCUUAUUGAAGGUUCACGAGGCAUCCAACGCUUCUGGUGAACAGCCCUUAGACACAGUUGGGCAUUCUACCUCUCUCCCCCUCUCUCGGACUUCGCGUGAGGUGAUCUCGCAAAGUUACAUCCGGAACAAUGUAGAGAAAGCCAUCAACGCAUGUAGCUUGGGAGGGGAAAAGUUAGCUAUUGACGCAGGGGUGAGCCAGUCCUUGAGUAGCGGCUUCUGCAAGGCGUCUGCAGACGCCGGAAGUCUGCGUUCCAUUGGACAAGUGAAUAAUAUUCAAGUCUGUCUGGUUGAAGGCAUGCCCAACUCUAACACAUUUAUGGAACGCAUGCACGGCCCGCUUGCUCGCUUCGUAGACAUCAUCAUCACUCUCUCCGAGAUAUAUCAUUUCCCAACAACAACCUUGCGUAUUUUCUAUGACGUUUCUGGAGGGUGCAUUGCAUUCAAUUGCCAAGGGAUCAUCUACCUCAAUCUGCGAUAUUUUGAGGUUUGGCAUGAUGAGCAAGUAAAAAACGGGAACCGACAGAACGCUCAAAUGUCAUGGUUCCUUGCUCUUGCCCACGAGAUCGCACAUAACGUGACUGAUUUGCACAAUUCCGAUCACGAGUUUUGGUUUUCGGCAAUCUGUGAAGCACGCCUCGUUGCGUUUUCACAGCUCUUGCGACCAGCUAACACUUGGCUCCGUUACGUACCGUGGCUGAGCUUCAUACUUAUUAUGUUGUUCGCGUACCUUGUCAAACGUAUCGCUCCAGUGACCAGUGUACUUCACUAGACUUAUAUUCUUAAUGAAAUCCCACCAGUUAGACCUUUGACAAAGGAG
Molecule: messenger RNA, 5241 nt
Organism: Pisolithus orientalis
Lineage: Eukaryota; Fungi; Basidiomycota; Agaricomycetes; Boletales; Pisolithaceae
Exons: 29
Coding region: 310-5193 (1627 amino acids)
Source: RefSeq, a predicted model, not a curated record